AUGCCCAGGGUGCCAGUUUUUUUCUCAAAGCAGCAGCAUGUCUCGGCUCAGGCCCUGCGAACUAUCCCUCCAUCCUGGCCAUUCGACUGCUGGGGACUCGACUCGGUGGGACCACUCAAGGCGGCAACAGGCGGCUACACUCAUAUAUUCAUCGCCAUCGACAAAUUUACCAAGUGGAUCAAGGUGAAGCCGGCCUCAUCUAGGUCAGCAGCUAAGGCAGCCGAGUUCAUUGAAGAAAUAAGACACAAGUUUGGAGUGCCCAACCGGAUCAUUACAGACUUGGGCUCUUCCUUCACCGGAUCUGAAUUCUGGGACUUCUACCAGGAGAGCUGCAUCGACAUAUACUAUGCCUCCGUGGCUCACCCACGGUGCAACACCCAGAGAAGUCGGGCCACUGGCUACUCCUUCUUUUUCAUGGUCUACGGUUUUGAGGCUAUCCUCCCGACGGAUAUCGCCUUUGGUGCCCCGCACACCCAGAACUACGACCAAGGCGAGGCCGAAACAACUCGGCGAACCGAUCUCGACUCGGUCGAGGAGCACCGCCUAACGGCAGCCCUCCAGCACGCCCAGUACGAGCAGCAGCUUCGUCGUUAUCACGACAAAAACAUCCAACAGCGCGACUUCAACGUCGGCGACCUUGUACUCCGAUGGGUCCAGUCCCCCGGAGGCAAGCUAACUUCCCCAUGGGAAGCCCCCUUCAUCGUGAGCAGUGUAGUCGUCCCAGGAACCUACAGGCUCCGGCGCGAAGAUGGAACGGACGUGGGCAACCCAUGGAACAACGAGCACCUUCGUCACUUCUAUCCGUAG
Panicum virgatum (switchgrass) is the source of this 807-nucleotide messenger RNA. RefSeq lists its product as uncharacterized. Gene Ontology annotation, biological process: DNA integration. NCBI's taxonomy places the organism in Eukaryota, Viridiplantae, Streptophyta, Magnoliopsida, Poales, Poaceae. The transcript is spliced from 2 exons. Bases 1 to 807 code for a protein of 268 amino acids. Gene Ontology annotation, molecular function: nucleic acid binding. The record is from RefSeq and is a predicted model, not a curated record.